UUUUAUGCCAUAGAGCCAAACUUUAUCCAUUCGCAUGGCGUUUAUUUUCCAACAAUUUUCUACCGAGUUUAACGGCCAUUCUCAAACACACACAGUUCGCUAAAAAAAAAAGGAGAAAAACUGCAGAGAAAAAAUUCAAGUGCACAUAAUUUGGCCAUCACACAGUGCGCACAGAUUUUGUGAGAGUGGAAAUUUUUGGCAUUUUUGCAGCUUAACUUGCUAAACUAUUUGAAAAUUUUGGUGCAACGCUACUAUCCCCUUGGUAGAAAAAAAUAAACUUUAUAAAAAAAAAAAAGGAAGCGCAGCCGCUUGGCAACCAUUCCCGCCCCCCGAAAAAUAAACCGCCACCAAAAGGGGUUGUGAAUAAAUUUUGGCUUUGUUGGUUCAAUAACUUGGAGCGUUGGCAACACAACAUGGCCGUUGUGUGGGACAUGAGCCUGUGGACCCGGACCGACAGUCUGCAGCCGACGGUCCGCUCGAGCGGUACACUCACCAACACGGGCGGUACCAUCAUGUACGGUCGUCAAGCGGGCGGUGCAAAUCAAUCGGCGGCCAAUGGCCCCUCAAAUGGUGGUGCAAAUAGCGGUGGUGGCGGCGGUGCCCAGGGACAUGAUAAACUGAAAAUUGGCUUCUGCACGGAUCUGGACAAAUCGGUUUUGGUCAACAAUUUCGAAAAACGCGGUUGGCAUCAGGUGAACGGUGACGAUGAUUGGCAUUUCUACUGGGCUGGGGUGCAAACCUGUCGCAACAUUUUCAGCGUGGACAGUGGAUAUAGGAUGCAUGACAACCAGAUGAUCAAUCACUUUCCCAAUCACUACGAACUAUCCCGCAAGGAUUUGCUGGUGAAAAACAUCAAACGUUAUCGCAAGGAUCUCGAAAGGGAUGGUAAUCCCCUGGCUGAGAAAACGGAAUCGAAUAACUCCAGUGGCACUAGGUAUUUGUAUCUGGAUUUUGUGCCCACCACAUUCGUAUUACCAGCGGAUUAUAAUAUGUUCGUGGAGGAGUAUCGAAAAUUUCCGUUGAGCACUUGGAUCAUGAAACCCUGUGGAAAGUCCCAAGGAGCGGGAAUAUUCCUGAUCAACAAGCUAUCCAAACUCAAGAAGUGGUCGAGGGAGGCUAAGGGUCCAUUUCAUCCACAAAUAGCUAAGGAGUCGUAUGUGAUCUCGAGAUAUAUAGACAAUCCCCUGCUGAUUGGUGGCAAAAAGUUUGAUCUUCGUCUGUAUGUUCUAGUGGCUUCAUUUAGACCCUUGAAAGCCUACUUAUUUAAGCAGGGUUUCUGUCGAUUUUGUACUGUAAAAUAUGAUACGAGUGUUACGGAAUUGGAUAAUAUGUACGUACACCUGACCAAUGUGAGUGUUCAGAAACAUGGUGGCGAAUAUAAUACGCUACAUGGUGGCAAGUGGUCUGUGCAAAAUCUGGCUUUGUAUUUGGAAGGAACCCGAGGAAAAGAGGUUACGGAUCGAUUGUUUGGUGCGAUAUCCUGGCUUAUAGUGCAUUCCCUAAGAGCUGUGGCUCCUGUGAUGGCCAGUGACAGACAUUGUUUCGAGUGCUAUGGUUACGACAUCAUAAUAGACAAUGCCUUGAAACCCUGGCUAGUGGAGGUCAAUGCCUCACCUUCGCUUACUUCCACCACUGUAAACGAUAGGAUACUGAAAUACAAGCUGAUUGAUAAUAUAUUAUCGGUGGUUUUGCCUCCUGAUGGAGUGCCCGAUGUCCGCUGGAAUAAAGUUCCCAGUGCAGAUGCUUUGGGUAACUUCGAACUGCUCAUCGAUGAGGAAUUGGCCGCCCAAGAUGAACAACAUCAAAAUAGUAGCAGUAAUGCUCAUAGUAAAACCUCUAAAAUGGGCAGUCGCUGGAAGUGACGAAAGUAGAUUAGGGGAUGGGAAUCAUUGGGUCUUCAAAAAUAGUAUUAAUCAAGGGUUCUCCAUAUAAAUUCAUAAAACAUGAUAUCGAAAAAAGACUACAAAAUAUAAAUGUAAAUAUAGAAUUAAGCGUGACUUGACCACUGUCUAAUUGUUUCUAAUAGAAAUAAAUUUAAACAA
Messenger RNA from Drosophila rhopaloa, 2042 nucleotides. RefSeq names its product probable tubulin polyglutamylase TTLL1 (gene TTLL1B). The coding region runs from base 414 to 1862 and encodes 482 amino acids. The transcript has a single exon. Lineage: Eukaryota; Metazoa; Arthropoda; Insecta; Diptera; Drosophilidae. Gene Ontology annotation, molecular function: tubulin-glutamic acid ligase activity; tubulin binding. Gene Ontology annotation, cellular component: cilium. Gene Ontology annotation, biological process: microtubule cytoskeleton organization; protein polyglutamylation. The record is from RefSeq and is a predicted model, not a curated record.